Molecule: messenger RNA, 2943 nt
Organism: Brassica napus (rape)
Lineage: Eukaryota; Viridiplantae; Streptophyta; Magnoliopsida; Brassicales; Brassicaceae
Product: zinc finger CCCH domain-containing protein 53
Exons: 3
Coding region: 2092-2943 (283 amino acids)
Cellular component (GO): U2-type catalytic step 2 spliceosome; Prp19 complex; U2-type catalytic step 1 spliceosome
Molecular function (GO): pre-mRNA binding; metal ion binding; U6 snRNA binding
Source: RefSeq, a predicted model, not a curated record
UCUUGUGGCUUUACUCUUGUUGUCUCUGGUUGCUCCAGUAAUAUGAGAAGUGCUUGGGAUUGGGAGAUUAAUUGUUUGUCUUUGUCCUAGAUUAUGUUAUUAACUUCAAGCUUACCAUUGUUGGUAAAGAUUGAGCUUAAUCUCUUUGUGGUUUAGGGGUUUUUUUAAACUUUUUUGCACCCUCUAAGCUUUCAGAAUGGCUGAAAAGCAGAUUGUGGUUGCAUCAAUAUGUAACCGAAACUUCAUUCAUUGCAAUGACAUUUACUCUUUAGCAAAAAAAAAAAAAUUCAAUAGAGAAAUUGACUUUUGUCUGUUCUUAUUUGAUUGUUCUUAUUUACAGUAACAAUAAAGGCUAGUUUUGUUGUCAACAGUAAAGAUGGGUUUAAAAGGGUUCACAUUUAUGAAUGAAAUAGUUAUGGACACUGGGGAAAUCUUAAAUAAUUAUAAUGGGAUUAAUUAUGUAACAUUUAAUUUAAGGUCAUGUAUGUGUACCUAGGACUUAAAUGUUAGGAGGCCACAUGGGCACCGCCUCACUACUUCUCUUUGUCUCAACUAGAAUUUGACUUGUUGCUUUUUCUGUUUCAGUUUUCAAACGACUUUGAUGAAUGAACAUACAAAAAAUAUUCUUUCUUGACCCCGCACUUCAUUAAUCUCUGCAUAAAAGUGUAAGAUAUCGACAAGAUUUUGCUUACACAGGUGCAAUGAAAAAUGGGCUAGCUACUCAAUAUCUUCAAAGUACAUAUCUUUAUUAGUUAGGUGACAUUCAAAGUGGAAGAAGAGAAGAAGGUAACGAAGUGGGAGAUCCAUUGUAUUGAUCGUAUCUUGUUCCAUGUCAUAUUGUUCCUUCUGUCUAGGCUUUCUCACUCAUAAACAUUAUUAACAUAAUAUAAAUUACAUGAUUGAGUCAUUAUUAAUGCAUUUUUAUUUUGUUCUUAUCCUAACCUUCACAAUGAUAAAUGAAAACAAUUAUAUGUCUUUCGACAUUAUGGUUUAGUUGGUGUAUGAAUGUUUAUUUGUUAUACAAGCAUAUUAUAAUACGUGACUUGUGAUACGUACGCUUACGAACCACAUGUUUUUAUUUAAUAUGAUUUACUUAACGUAUCAUGCAGCGUAUUGGCCAAACUUUUAUAUUCAGUAUUUACAAAAUUAAAUAUGUAAAAGGGCAUGGGUUCAUUAAGUUGAAUAGUUCUGACUGCUGUUUUAUUAAGAUUCCAUACUAAAAUUAUUUGAUUAUAUUGCAGAUUUGAGUAUCUUCAAAAUUAUAGUAGAACAAUAAAGAACCAAAAAAUAUAUUUUUCCGUUAAUGGGUAUACGCAAGAGUUGCAUUAAAUUUUGAUAAACUAUACGUAAGCAAACUGUCACAACAUGUGUUGCUAAGAUAAUGUAGUUUGUUCUAUUAGGUGUUAUCAGCCUCAGUGAGAUAUGCACAGUUUUGUUUACGUGAAUAAUAUAUGAAUACACAGAUACAUUUUCAGUUAGCUUUUGGAUAUGCACAUGAUCGAUAUCUUAGAUCAAAGUGAUUUUAUUUACUAAUAAAUCAAACAUUUUGGACGUACAUUAGUUCAGUUUGUCGAUUUUUUUAGUUAUGAGUUUCUAUUACUAAAAUAUUUUUAUUUGAUAUCAAAAGACUCUGACUACUAUUCGUUAUGCAGCUCUGAUUCAACAUUAUGAUAUUUUCAAAGAAUGUUAUUAGUCUCAUUCGUUAUAGGUUUGAAAAUAUAUAUGGAUCAAUCAAAUAUGUAUAUCCUUUAAAAAAACUAGAUUGAUUUAAUCACAAACCUGGAGUAAAUACGAAUGUGUGUCUGAUAUUUUACGAAACGUGAAAGUUUUCACCAGUUAGCAUAUACAGGCCGCAUCCUAUAAUUGGAUUGUUUUUUUUUAUCACUUGGUCAUUGCAAACGUUACGAGGUCUGAUUUGUACAAUCAAAAGAAAAAUGUUAAUUUCUCAUAUUGUUUGAAAUUUUUCGGUUAAAUAUGUCAAAGAUGCGAAAUUAACCUUUUAAAAAAUCCAAACCGAUUUUUGCCCUAGUAUAAACUAAAAAGUAGUGUCACAUUCGUGUGCGACAAGGCAGAGAGGAGGAAGAUAAUAAGAUGGCUCAGAGAAUACUAAGAGAUCAUGAAGAUAAUGGAUGUGAACGAUCCGAUUUCCCAAUCCUCUGCCAAUCUUGCCUCGGUGACAAUCCUUACUUGCGAAUGGCACUAGCGAAUUUUGACAAGGAAUGCAAGGUAUGUACACGGCCUUUCACGGUGUUUAGGUGGCGACCUGGCCGGAGUUCUAGAUACAAGAAAACCGAAAUCUGUCAGACUUGCUCUAAGCUGAAGAACGUAUGCCAAGUCUGUAUUCUUGAUCUUGAGCAUGGUCUUCCAGUUCAAGUCAGAGACACGACACUUAACAUUACUAGCGAUGACUCUAAUGAUACUCUUCUGAACUUUCAAAGAAGUGAACCAAACUAUGAAAAUAACCAGCCACAUGUUUGCAGUUUCAACACCAUUGGUAAGUGUACAAGAGGUGCCGGAUGCGCAUUCAGGCAUGAGAUGCCCAAGACAGGAGAGUUAUCACACCAAAACAUAAAAGAUCGUUAUUAUGGAAAAAACGAUCCAGUUGCGAUGAAACUGCUUCGAAAAGCCGCUGAGAUGAGCACUUUGGAACCACCAGAGGAUGAAAGCACCAAAACGCUUUACAUCGGUCGACUUAACUCUGGAACGAUCCUCGAGCAUGCCAUAACUUGGAAGUACCAAGAAGGCAGUGUGGCUCAGAGUGGUUUACUACCUCCAACAAUGCAGCAUCUGUACAAUAUGCACUCAGCACCACCUAACCAGGACAACCCUUUUUACCCAUCAAUGGACCCGCAGAGAAUGGGUGGUUUAAGCACCAGUGAGAACAAUGGAGCUUCUUCUUACCUGAUGUCUCCACACCAGCCAUACACACAACCACCAUAUUGA